This is a messenger RNA of Rasamsonia emersonii CBS 393.64, 2268 nucleotides long. RefSeq lists its product as uncharacterized. The transcript has 5 exons. The coding region runs from base 1 to 2268 and encodes 755 amino acids. The record is from RefSeq and is a predicted model, not a curated record. Gene Ontology annotation, molecular function: zinc ion binding; DNA-binding transcription factor activity, RNA polymerase II-specific; DNA binding. Gene Ontology annotation, biological process: regulation of DNA-templated transcription; DNA-templated transcription. Lineage: Eukaryota; Fungi; Ascomycota; Eurotiomycetes; Eurotiales; Trichocomaceae.
AUGGAUGAAGGCUGGAAUAAUGAAAGGCGACCAUCCCAGAUCUAUUACCCGAGUGUCCCUAGUCCGCGAUCUCUAGAAGGAGGGCCGGCCUCAGCACCGACUUCUUCCGAAUCCAAGGUCCCCAUUCCAAGACUCCAGCGGCCGACUCCAGUGAAGGCGUUGGUCCCAAGUGAACGUCAGAGGGUUAGCCACGCGUGCGAACCAUGUCGACGUCGCAAAUCCAAAUGUGAUGGAGCUCAACCGUUCUGUUCUCGUUGUAGGGACCAUGGACUUGUUUGUUCUUAUGCGGACGGCAAGAGAGAAAAGCUGAAGAGGAAUGCGAAAAAUUUAGCUGCUAAAGUGACGCUGUACGAAAGUCUUCUGAUCGAUCUUCUUCCAAGUCUCGAUCCUGCUCGACAGCAGGUUGUUAGAAACACCAUAGCAGAAAACAAUCCUUUGCACGAGACCGACCUUGCGAUAUCUGGAGAAGGAACUAUGUCCGGAGAAGAUGUGAACGACGAGGAUUAUCCAAGCGCGAGCUCUCCUGAGUUCCAGGAUUCAGCACAGCAAGAUGGUCCGGGCUUCAUUGGGCCUUCUGGAUUUCUUGGAAGGUCGUCACCUGUUCGAUGGAUGGAAGAGGCAUCGAUGAGAAUGACUGUGACUUCCCUGGAUUCAAAUGUUUCCGGACUUCAGUCAAUACUCCAGCAGACGCUGACCAACAUGAAUCGCGCCAGCAGUCUCGACGAAUUCCAUCAACUUCUGAUGGAGGGUUGUGAUUACUUCGCCAAUCACCUGGACGUGUCUGAUUUCGGGGUAUUUGGCGAAAAUGUCGACGCGUUCCAGCUCCCUCCUCGAGAAACAGCCGAUAUGCUUGUCCAUUCAUACUUCUCGACCGUGCAUCCUUUCUUUCCCGUCCUAUCACAGAGCGAUUUCAUCGCCCAGUAUCAAUCGUAUUUCGAGACACGACAUCCUCCUGGCGGCAGCAUCCAUUGGAUUGCCAUGCUCAACCUGGUUUUUGCACUGGGUGCGCUUUAUGGAUAUCAAGCAACCUUUAUUGGGAGUGAUAAGGAUCAUGUUCUGUACUUCCUCCGGUCACGGAUCUUGACCCAGGAACCCACUCAAAUGUUCGACCUUCCCACCAUGGAUCACGUGCAAUGCACGACCAUCAGUGGCAUAUAUUUACUUGCCAGCUAUCAGAUGAACAGGGCAUGGAGUGCCGUUGCACUUGCAAUUCGGUAUGCGCAAGCUCGUGCGGUUCAUCUGGUUGAUCCAGUACCUGAUACGACGGAGACCCAACGCGAAUGCCAGGCUCGAGUCUGGCAGUGCAUCUGCUCUUUAGAACAAAUUCUGUGUGUCUGGACCGGGAGACCCUCUGCUUUACAGAGUCGUUUCACAACUGGCCAUCUCUCCAAAACUGCUGAUCCAGCAGUCAAUCCUCAGGCCUUGUCACAGGCUGCUUCUCAAAAUCCCAUGUCGAGAACCACAUUUCCUGAAGGAACAAGGAGUUUCAUUUCUACUGGUUGGAGCACCUUUACCGCCUGUCUAUACCUUGAUAGGAUUGUUGCGGAAGUCCUGGAGGAGCUUUACAAUCCCCGCAUGAUAAUCCAGGCUUGGGCCAGAGUCCAGCAAGUGAUUAGCGUUCUGAACGCAAAGCUGGAUCGUUGGCAUUUAAGCUUACCGGUCAAUUUAAGGCUGUCUGCAGGGCAGUCAGAUCGCUCGUCGCAGGCACAAAGGGAACGUUCGUAUCUCGCGUUUCGUUUUUACAGCACAAGAAUACUAAUCAAUUGGCCAUGUCUGUGCAAGACACGUAAUAUCAAUCCUGUGACAUUUCAGUCAGAGUCAUCGAGAAGUUUCAAUGCAGAAGCCGUAGAGCAAUGCAGAAAAGCUGCGAGAGAUUUAUUGAAGCUCUUGCCAGAUGACGGGACUGUCCCUGACGUGUAUGACUCUACUCCAUGGUGGUGUGUUCUCCAUUUUGUUGUCCAAGCUGGCGUAAUUUUCGGGCUGGAAAUUUUACCAGAAGCAGCUCGUAUGCGCCCGUCGGAUGCUGAGCAAUUGAUAGCAGAGUCUGUCAAGGCAAUUCGGUGGUUAAAGGCUCUAUCGGAAAACAGUGUGCCUGCCAGGCGAGCGUGGUUCGCCUAUAGCCGUCUUAUGCAGCUGGCUUUGGCAAAUGCUGGGAAAGAUCCUAGCAUGCUUACUCCUUACGUUCCAGCAGACACGUCUCUACCUUCAUCAUUUGCCUCGGAAGACACUACCUUUCUUGUUCAGCAUACUGGAUAUUUGGGACUAUAG